UUGGGGCGUCCCGGCCCCGGAGGAGGGACCCGGAAGCAGAAGCGGAGCCGCGAGUGGAGCCGAGCCGCUGUCCCCGCUGCCCGCCGGCGCCGGCUGGGGGUCCCGGCGGCUGGAUGGGCAGCGGCGGCGCGGGCCGCGGCCGGCGAUGGGCGAGGAGCAGAGCACGGUGAGCGGCGGCGGCGGGCCCCAGGAGGCGCGAAUCCCAGACCGGGGCGCUGCGGGUCACCCCGAGCCCCCGAGGCCGCGGAGGGACGGCGCCGAGGCUACGGGGCCAAGGGCUGCCUCGGCCGAUCUGAGCGGCGGCAGCGGAGGCGGCUGCGGAAGCGACUCCGGCUGCGCGGACACCAGAACCCCAGAGCCCGCCGGCCGCCGCGGGGUGGCGGGGUGGAAGAAGCCAGCACCUGGGCAGCACGCAGGACUGGCGCUCACCGGGCCCCUCGACCCCCAGACUUUGCAACUGCAGCUGGAGCAGGAGGAAGAGGAGGAAAGGGAAGAAGCUAGUCACCGAGAAGAGGGAGGGGAUGCACUGCAGGAGGCGCCCCCCGGCGAGGACCCCGAGCUCCGGACCCGAAUGGGGGCCCCCGACGGGCUGGUCCUGGACAUGCUGGGUCCCCGGCGCCCGCCCUCCACCAGACAAGUCUUCUGCUCGGUGUACUGCGUGGAGAGCGACCUGCCGCGGGUCCCCUCCUCCGAGCAGCCCUCGCCGUCGGCCUCCCCACCCAGGGCUCCCCUGGUCUCGAACCCCUCCAGUCCUCAAUCUUCCUUCCCCAGCCCCCAACUGUCCCUUCCAGCUGACCCCCUCUCCCCCGACGGCGGCAGCAUCGAGCUGGAGUUCUACCUGGCGCCAGAGCCUUUCUCCGUGCCCAGCCUGUUAGGAGCUCCACCCUACUCCGGCCUGGGCGGAGUAGGGGAUCCCUAUGCGCCCCUCAUGGUGCUGAUGUGCCGGGUGUGCCUGGAAGACAAGCCCAUCAAGCCCCUGCCCUGCUGCAAGAAGGCCGUGUGUGAGGAGUGCCUCAAAAUCUACCUGAGCUCUCAGGUACAACUUGGCCAAGUAGAAAUCAAGUGUCCCAUCACAGAGUGUUUUGAAUUCUUGGAAGAAACAACUGUGGUCUAUCAUUUAACCCAUGAAGACUCAAUCAAGUAUAAAUAUUUCUUGGAACUUGGCCGUAUUGAUUCCAGCACCAAGCCAUGUCCUCAGUGCAAGCACUUUACAACCUUUAAGAAAAAAGGACACAUCCCCACCCCUUCCAGAUCAGAAAGCAAAUACAAAAUCCAGUGCCCCACUUGCCAAUUUGUCUGGUGUUUUAAGUGCCAUUCUCCUUGGCAUGAAGGUGUUAACUGCAAGGAGUACAAAAAAGGAGACAAGCUGUUACGUCACUGGGCCAGCGAAAUUGAACAUGGGCAGAGGAACGCCCAGAAGUGUCCCAAGUGCAAGAUCCACAUCCAGAGAACUGAAGGAUGUGACCACAUGACCUGUUCACAGUGUAACACUAAUUUUUGUUAUCGAUGUGGAGAGAGAUACCGCCAACUCCGGUUUUUUGGAGACCACACAUCAAACCUCAGUAUAUUUGGAUGCAAAUAUCGCUACCUCCCAGAGAGACCUCAUUUAAGGAGAUUAGUGCGAGGGUCAGUCUGUGCUGGAAAAUUAUUCAUUGCACCUCUCAUCCUGGUUUUGGGAUUAGCACUAGGGGCCAUAGCAGUUGUAAUCGGUUUAUUUGUAUUUCCUAUCUAUUGCCUUUGUAAAAAGCAGAGAAAACGGUCACGGACAGGUAUGCACUGGUAAGAUGCAGAUGACUUCACCCAACUCAAACUGGCCCAGCAGAAGCUGUAUAGGAUGGAACACCACCUGUGAGUCAUGUCAGGAGGAACACUGAGAGGACCUUAUGCCAUCUCGUCUCCCCGUGGUUCUCUGCAGGCCACAAGCCUCUAGCUACGGUGCACUCCCAACAUGGUAUCCUGUCCUUUACCUAAACAAAUUGCUGCUUUUCAAAAAUGGUCACUUUCAUAAACAUCUGUAUGGUAACUGACAUUCAUGGUUCUUGGAAGAAAAUAUUUUUCCUUAAGAACUGAUUAUCCUCAGAGUUUCUCUGAGGAGACCUCUCCUGAGCAUUGCUUGGACUGUCUGAACCUUGAACCUCCCUCCAGCCUGUAUAAGAGACUUGUUGUGAAUAGCUGAAAUCCCAUGGGUCCCCACAAGCAAGGCCACCUUUCAGAACAUGUGAGUUCACCAUAUGCACCAGUUUUCAACAGUGGCCCAAGCAAGAUAUGACCUUUGGAUAUGACCAUCGGUAAAACUAUCAAUGCCCAGUGAAGCUAAAUGUGGAGAGUCUUGACUUACUGGCGUGUGUAUGAGUAGGAAUGUGAAUGUGUGUAUAUACAAAUAUAUAUUAAAGCUAGGCCCCAUAGCCUUGUGCUUAUCUAUUUCCAUGUCUCUAUACUAUUUUUCCACAUUUUCACAGACCUAUUUAGAGAUGAUGAUUGCUUUGUGCGUGUAAUUUGGUAAUAUAUUGAAUUAAUAUCUUUGUAGAAAACAGGCUGUUUUGAUAUCCACCCUUUCUGUUUCUUGCUCUCUCUUGUCACCUACACAGGCAUUUGUGCAAUGUCACCCCAAAUCAUAUCAAGCUUUGUAAACUGACAAAACAAAUAGAAGGCUUUUAGGAAAUUCUUGAGACCCAAAUACUCAAUUUUUUUUUAUAGCUUUCUUGUGUAUUGGCAUUCAUGCUUCACUCCGUGGAUGAGUAUUUCACAUAGGAUUAUUUAAUCCAAAGAGCUAGUUUUGCUAUAAUGGAAACAAAUCCUUUUUCCUUUCAGUUUUAGUUAGCAAUUUAUAAUUAUAGAUAAUUCUACUCUAGAUCGAGUUUAAAUUAUUUAACCCCCACCCUCUUCUCCCUUGCUCUGUUUUUUUUUUAUUGGUCUUCAAGUUUUUCCUAAAAACAAAUACUAGUUUUUAAAGAAUUUUUCUUAACUUGCUGCUUGUAGACUCAAUAAUUUGUUCAUAUCUCCUUUAGAGGCCUAACUUGAAAUGAAACUUUUUGCAAUUAUAGAUUCAUCUAAAAUCUAAACUGUUUUGAAGAAGGGACAAUAAAAACAAUGAAAAUAUUUUCAGAAAGCUCUUCUAAGAGGUGAAGUCUGAAAACCAAGAGAAUUUCCUAAACUAUUAUAUUCCUUUAUUUUUAGCACAAAAGUUCAUCAGCAAAAAAAGACCCCAAGAAGCUUAAAUUUUCACUUGUCUAAAAAUUCUCAAAAUUAGCUAUCUGCCACAGAUGAAGCAUUUGUCAGCAACACUGUCUGCCUUGAAAUAGAUUAUAUAAUAAAACAUGCAUUCACAUAGCUCUUCUGAGUAGGACACUGGAGUAUAAGAACAUACAUCAUUUUUUGUUUGACCUAACAAAGUCCAUGAUGAUGAAGGUUACUUGCAAGCUAGCUUGCUUGCAUCCUUUCUGAGUAAUGGAAUAGCGAUAUAGCUUCUCGACUGAGUGGUAUACGUCCAGUUAGAGGAGGAUAACAUAGUUAUAGCUAUUCUAGAAGAGCAUCUCUCUACACAUAACCUGAGACAAAAAGCAAUGCUUUAUUUUUGCAAAGUCAUCUUUCCAUCCAUUCAUUGGUUUUGAAGAUAUUUAUUAAGUACUUUCUUCAGGUUCUCUAGCAUUAGACCAGAAAAAUGAAAAUUUGUAGUGCAUUUUCAUGCUUCUGUCAUAAGAAAAAGUGGUUUGUUUUUGGAAAAAUUCAUUUUUCCUGGACUUAGGCAUCAGUUUGGCAAAGGAUGAAUAUCAUGGUUUUGUAUAUGUGUAAUAUAUAUAUAUAUAUAUAUAUAUAUAUAUACAUCAUAUACAUAUAUGCCAACUGGAUAAACGAUACACUUUCUGAUUUUAUAUCAUGUAUUUUCCUAGGUUACUGUAUCUGUUGUCUUUUGCCUACUCAGGGAUUUUUAUUCCUUUCUUUAAAUAACUUAUCUUUUGAAACUAUUUUUAUAUGAUUUGGAAAACUUUCCAGUAUGACAGUUACAAUGGUGUCAGUGAAGGCUGUUCCAUCAGUGAUUGGGAGGGUAUGCACUGUAUUGCACAGGAUUCUCAUUUUCCUAUUGCAUAGAUUUUUAAAUAAAUAUAUGCAAUUUUCUCUUUAAAGGUUGAAGUAUGUGAAGUAUUUCCUUGCUGGUAACUCAAAGUAAUUGGUAAUUUUCUUUAUAUUAAGUUUCAAGAUUUUAAAAAGAGAAAAGAAAUUAAGAGGAUAAUUUAUAUGUCAGUGCCAACUUUGAAGGUAAACAGUAGUAAAACUUUUAGGAUAAAUUCUAAAAAUUACCUUAGAGAAAGAAAUGUGCACAUUAAGUGACUAUCUUUGUAUUGGAGACUUGUCAUUUUUUAUAUAUGUUAUAGUAUAAACUUAAUAUAUGCUCCUUUAAAAAUCCCACAAUGCGGGGCUGGGGGUAUGGCCUAGUGGCAACAGUGCUU
Messenger RNA from Perognathus longimembris pacificus (Pacific pocket mouse), 4448 nucleotides. It is a transcript of the gene Rnf217, whose product is annotated as ring finger protein 217. Gene Ontology annotation, biological process: protein polyubiquitination; positive regulation of proteasomal ubiquitin-dependent protein catabolic process; ubiquitin-dependent protein catabolic process. Gene Ontology annotation, molecular function: zinc ion binding; ubiquitin protein ligase activity; ubiquitin conjugating enzyme binding. Gene Ontology annotation, cellular component: cytoplasm; ubiquitin ligase complex. NCBI's taxonomy places the organism in Eukaryota, Metazoa, Chordata, Mammalia, Rodentia, Heteromyidae. The record is from RefSeq and is a predicted model, not a curated record. The transcript has 6 exons. The coding region runs from base 146 to 1783 and encodes 545 amino acids.